Molecule: messenger RNA, 7676 nt
Organism: Ananas comosus (pineapple)
Lineage: Eukaryota; Viridiplantae; Streptophyta; Magnoliopsida; Poales; Bromeliaceae
Exons: 7
Coding region: 316-7221 (2301 amino acids)
Source: RefSeq, a predicted model, not a curated record
ACGACUCCACGCUCCGUCCCCCCUCUGUCUCUCUCUCUCUCGCUCUCUCUCUCUCUCUCUCUCUCUCUCUCUAUUUCGUCUAAGGCUUCUCGUCUCCGCUUCUCCGCGGCGCCCGAUCACCUACCCAUCGUCGCGCCCCCCCGUAUACAUCACCCGGAGGGCGGUGACGCAUCUUAUUCUCACCUCCCUUUCUCCUCCGAAACCCUAACCCUAGCCACCUCCUCGUCCCCGACCCCGAUCCCACCUAGGGUUGGCUCUCCUUCAUGCGGUUUUGCGCCGCCGCGCUGCCCGCGCCCCCCGGAAUCGCCCCGCGCCAUGGCCCAUCCGGGGAAGUUCGUGUCCGUUAACCUCAACAAAUCCUACGGGCAACACUCCUCGUCGUCGUCCUCCUCCACCGCCGCCGGCCAUGGCCGCGCCGGUCGGUACGGCGGAGGCGGCGGCGGGGGCGGAGGGGGAGGGAUGGUGGUGCUCUCCCGCCCCCGGAGCUCGGGGCAGAAGGCGGCGCCGAGGCUGGCGGUGCCGCCCCCCUUGAACCUGCCGUCGCUGAAGAAGGAGCACGAGCGCUUCGACCCCGCGGCGUCGGGGUCCGCCGCCGCGCAUGGGAGCUCCGGGUUCGGAUCCGGAUCCGGGCCCUCCGUGAUGGGGUGGAACAAGCCCGCCCUCCGCCCGGCUCCCGAGGACAAGGAUGCUAUCGGCGGAGGCGCGCCUCUUACUGGGAGAUCGGCCCUCGAUGGGGAUCGCCUCACCGGGAGCCCAUACACUCCCCCCGGCGCCCGGUCCGCAGGCCCCGCGCCUCCCAAGUCUCCGGCCUUAGGUUUCGCCGAGAAAGCCAUGAUCUUGAGGGGCGAGGAGUUCCCGUCUCUCCUGGCAACGGUUGCUUCCGCCUCUAAGCAGAAGGAAAGCGCGGGUCAGAAGCAGAAGCAGAAGCAGGCGAGUGAAGAGGCAUCUUACGGUCGUGCGGAGAAGCCCGAGUCGCAAAUUCCAUUAGACAUGCGCCCCCAGAUGAGGCCCUCUCUUUCCAGCUCCAGUAAUGCUUCGGAUGGUCAAAACAGCCUGAAAGGCAGCUUCUUUGAGCAGCAGCGGAAGAAGGCCGGCUUGUCCGAGCAGCCGCUCCCGCUCGUCAAGCUGCGGCACUCUUCUGACUGGGAUGACGAUGAGCGCGACACCGGCCUCGGUAUCCCAGAACGAGAGAGGGAUCGUGGGCUUGCAAGGUUCGAGCCUCCUCUUGUUACUGAUCUUUAUGAUGGCCGUGGCCGACGUGGUGAACUCGGCUCCCCUGCUUCGAAUAAGGAAAGUAGGGAAGGUGGUUCUUGGAGGUCGCAGUUGGGGCAGCCGCGGGACAGGUUUGGUGCCCGUGAUCCUGGGGUUGAUAGAGAGCGAUCGGAUACUAGGCCUUUUAGCGCUGGAAAAGACAUGCGUAGGGAGGAUUUGAAUGGCCUCUCGCCUUAUAGAGACAAUAGUCGAGAUGGCUUUGUUGUUGGGAAGCAGGAUUCAAGGUAUUCUCGAGGGAUGAACACUCAGAAUGGAAGGAAUGUAGUCGAAGCUUUCAGCGGGAGAGGUGCCGAGCAAAGUGCUACCACUCACGGUCGGUAUGGUGAUAAUUCCAAUAACUGGUACAAAGGAAACUCAUUUCAUGGUAAUGCUCAUUCUAAGGGACAAUUCUCUCCUGCGAGUAAAGGAUUUUCACCGGGUGAUCUAACAACGAAUUACGGGAGAGAGAAGCGGCUGGCCUCAAACUACGCUAAGCCAUACGUCGAGGAUGUGGGCUUGGACAGCAGUGAUCCCUUUUCCAAUGACAUUGGAGAUUUGAAUGUUAAAAUGUUCAAGAAAAAGAAAGAGACACAGAAAUCGGCUGAUUUCUACGAUCCCGUGAGGGAAUCAUUUGAAGCUGAGCUUGACAAUAUCCUAAGGAUGCAGGAGCAGGAGAGGCAAAGGGUGAUGGAAGAGCAGGCAAGAGCUUUGGAGCUUGCGCGGAGGGAGGAGGAAGAGAGAGAGAGGCUGCUGAGGGAGGAGGAGGAGAGGAGGAGGUUGCUUGAAGAAGAAGCCAGGGCGGCGGCUUGGCAGGCUGAGCAGGAGAGGGUGGAGGCUGCCAGAAGAGCCGAGGAACAAAGGAUUGCUAGAGAGGAGGAGAAGAGGCGGGUUUUCAUGGAAGAGGAGCGGAGGAAAGAGGCCGCUCGUCAGAAGCUGUUGGAGCUCGAGGCGAGGAUUGCCAGGAGGCAGGCCGAAGCUAAUGCGAGAGAUGAUAGACUCCCUUCUGCUGCUUCUAAGGAAAGAGACAUGCCACGAGUUAACGAUGUCCAAGAUUGGGAGGAUGGUGAGAGAACUGUUGAGCCGAUCAUAAGUUCUGCACCAUAUGAUUCCCCUGGUGUAAACAGAUAUGUCUCUUCAAGGGAUGGAAAUUCUUCGUUAGUGGAUAGAGGGAAAAAUUCGUAUUACAGUUCAAGCGCCCUGCUUCGAGAACAGGAGAAUGUUUACCACAGUCCAAGAAGAGAUGCAUUUGACAGUAGGAGAGGAUUCGCGAAGAAAGAGUUCCAUAGCGGUCUGGCGACAAUGUCUGCAAGGCCAUCUUCUAAAGGGGGUAGAGUGGAAUCGCCAUAUAAUUCAGAUGAUUCCCGUUAUGGAAGAACACAGCAGAGGUGGAACAUGUCCAGGGAUAAUGAUAAUUUUAGCAAGAACUCUGAUUUUAGUCCAGAUUUUCUUGAGAGUGACAUAUUUGGUGAUGCUGCAUUUGGAAUGGGUAAUUUUCAUGAAAGUCCCCGCUCACAGCCUGCGGAUAGAUUGUUUCAGAAUACUGAGACUGAUGGCUUUUCCUCCCCUGCGAAAUUUCGCCAUUCACUGAGGCAGCCGCGCGUACUCCCUCCUCCAUCUGUAUCUUCGGUGCACAGAAGUAAUUUCAGAAACUCAGCUGAACGUGCAGAUUCUUCUUUCCUGGAGGGUGAAGCUCAAUAUGCAAAUAGAAAUGAGCAACAAAUUCUUCAACAGCCUGCGGCAUCUGUAUUAAUGGAAGAAAAUGCUAUUUCUCAAGAGCAAAUUGAGAAGAACAGCCCAAGAUGCGAAUACCAAUCUUCUCUCUCAGUUUCCAGUCCGCCUAGUUCACCCACACAGCUUUCACACGAAGAAAUGGAUGUUUCUGGAGAUGCACCGGCACUGCCAACUUCUGCUGAUGGUGAGCGAACUAUCUUAUCUGAUAAUGAAAAUACUGCUAUUGAGCUGGCGGCUAGUAAUGCCGCUAGACUAACAACUGGUAGUACGGUCUCCUCUGCGGAGGACGAUAACUGGGGUGCUGGAAAUAAUGAAGAAAUGGAGGGGCAAGAUGAGUACGAUGAGGAUGACGAUGACGAUGACGGUUAUCCGGAAAUUGAUGAAGCCCAUGAAGGUGAUGAUGAAAAUCUUGGCUUAGGUCAGCAAUUGGAAGAUAUAGAGGAAAAGGUUGGAGAGAUGGAACAGGUUAUACUUGGUUUCGAUGAAGGUGUUGAAGUUAAAAUUCCUGGCAACAGUGAGCUUGAAAUUGCUGCUCGGAAUAGUGACAGUGCAUGUAAGACACCCGAGAAUGCCUUCUCAGAGGAGACAAUGGAUAUCUCCUCAAAAAUUCUAAGUGAAGCCGAAAAUGCGAUACGGGAUUUGGCUCUUGAGCCAGCUGCAUCAAGUAGCUUGGAAGUGCAAGCACAAGAUAUGAUGACACCAUUGUCAAGCUUGCCGUUGCCAUCUACAUCUUUACUACCACCCCCUGUUUUAUCAUUGCCAUCCUCUACAGUUGCGAGUCAAAGUGAAGUGCCUCUUCAGCUUCAAUUUGGUCUCUUUUCUGGUCCUUCUCUAAUCCCAUCCCCUGUUCCAGCGAUUCAGAUUGGCUCCAUUCAGAUGCCAAUCCAUUUGCAUACCCAGGUCAACCCGUCUUUAACUCAGAUGCACCCUCCACAAGCCCCGCUGUUUCAGUUUGGCCAACUGAGAUAUGGCCCACCACCAAUCUCUCAAAGCGUCUUGCCUCUACCUCCUCAGCCUCUGCCCUUUAUUAAGCCCCCCGUGUCAGCUUCUUACAUGUUGAACCAAAACCCUUCAGGUAGUCUCCCUAACCAAGUGACUCCAACCACUUCUUUGCGGAACAAUUUAGGACAGACCGAGCACUCUGAUCUCUCUCAGAAGAAUGUAGAGUUUGAGUCGCUGAAACCAUCACCUAGUGACCAAAUGAGAGAACCUGUGUUGUCUCGCAGACAGACCGAAAGUUUUUCUGUGGGUGAGAAAAUGAAUAUAACUGGUACUGUUGUCCGAAAUGAGCAUCGUGGGAAUCAUGGUAUUUCUUCGAAGAGGAGUUUUAGGCCCGUCCCUCGUGAAUCUCAAUUGCCUCAGUUGGUCUCAGAAGAAAAAGGUAUGACUGGCUUGAUGGGUCCAGGAGCUGUCUCCAGUGGCAGAGGGAAGAGAUAUGGUUAUGCUCCAAAAAGCUCUGGUUUAAGGUUCCCAUUUUCAGGUGCAGAAAACUCACAGACAAAUUCAAAUGGAUUUCAGCGAAGAACUCGAAGAAACAUGCGAAGAACUGAAUUUAGAAUUAGAGAAAAUGUUGAGAAGAAACAAUAUCAUGUUGUGGAGUCAUUAAACCAUGUCGGGCAGGAUAGAAGCCAAAAUAUUAGCGGCAGAGCCAGGGGCGCUUUUGUCAGGAAUGUGGGUAAGAAAGAUGGUAUUUCGAAUAAACUUGCUAGGAUUGGAAGUGAACCGGGCAACUUAAAUUCAGACCAGUCUACUUCGCGAGUUGUGGGUUUUAAUGGCAGAAUGGAUAAAGCCAUUGACAAGCCCCCUGGCGGGAAGCUGAACUACAAAAUAAGUGGAGAUUUUGAGGAUAUUGAUCCUCCUCUGCAUAGUGGAGUUGUCCGUGUUUUUGAGCAGCCAGGAAUUGAAGUUCCUAGCGAUGAGGAUGACUUCAUCCAGGUAAGGUCCAAGAAGCAGAUGAUAAAUGAUCGUAGGGAACAAAGAGAAAAAGAAAUUAAGUCCAAAUUGAAAGUGCCCAAGGCACCUCGCAAACAAAGUACCAUUUCACUAGGUAAUAAUAAUCCUACCACCAAUCAGAGCAAAGCGGCAGUUUCUUUUGUUAAAGAUGCUUCAGGUAGCGUUCGUUCGGAUUCUGUGGCCGCACAGGGAAGGGGCUCCAGCAAUCUUGAACCUUCGCUCGUAUUCACUGGCAAUUUGACAUCUCGAACUCUACCGCCGAUUGGUACACCUUCAAUGAGCAAUGAUACCGAUUCCAGAUCCAAUGAUUUGAAGUCCAAUCAGGCAGCCUCUGUUCCGGCCAUCUCGUGCACUGGGGAGAAACUUGUAUCCGGCAUACUGUUCGAGAACAACAAAGUAGCUUCUGACAAUGCUUUAUUGUCUUUGGGUUCCCAGGAUAAUUUGCAUACAAAUCAACAUGUUAUGUCUUUAACACAAACUGAACUUGAAGAAGCUAUGAAGCCUGCACAUUUUGAGUCUCAUGCAGCUCCUGUAAUGUCUCUUGAACCCAACAAGUCCAUAACAUCAACAAUGACUCAGGACAAACCUUUUUCUUCAUCGGCCAGUCCUAUCAGCUCCCUUCUUGCUGGAGAAAAAAUUCAAUUUGGGGCAGUUACUUCACCCACCAUUUUACCUACUGUAAGCCGAACCAUAUCCAGUGGACUUGGUCCUCCAGGUUCAUUUAGGUCAGAUCUAAACAUCGAUCGCAAUGUACCUACAACUAACAAUGACUCUGCUUUGUUUUUCGACAAAGAAAAGCAUCCAGAGGAAUCUUGUGAAGCUCUAGAGGAUGCAGAGGCUGAAGCUGAGGCUGCUGCUUCUGCUGUUGCUGUUGCUGCUAUCACUGCUGAUGAGAUAGGUGGAUCUGAGAUGGGUGCAAGUUCAGCUCCUGUUUCAGACACCAAAGGCUUCAGUUUAUCGUCGGGAGGUGUGACAACUGGUCAAAAUUUAUCUGUUCAAUCAUCAGGUGAAGAGUCUUUAACAGUUGCUCUCCCAGCAGAUCUCUCAGUUGAUACUCCAUCCCUCUCCUUCUGGCCUCCUUUGUCAAGCCCACAUAGUUCUGGGCCAAUAAUUUCCCAAUUCCCUGGAGCGCCACCAUCUCAUUUCCCCUGCUUUGAGAUGAACCCAAUGAUAGGUGGCCGUGUUUUCACCAUUGGGCCCCACGAUGAGUCCUCUGGCCCUCAAGCCCAAUCGCAAAUUAGUGGCGCUUUGCCUUCAGGCCCAAUUGGGGCCUGGCCACAGUGCCAUUCUGGUGUUGAUUCAUUUUAUGGACCUCCAGCUGGGUUUGCAGGCCCAUUCAUUGGUCCUGGAGGGAUCCCUGGUGUACAAGGCCCGCCACAUAUGGUGGUGUAUAACCACUUUACUCCGGUGGGGCAGUUUGGUCAAGUAGGAUUGAGUUUCAUGGGGACAACUUAUAUUCCUACAGGAAAGCAAUCUGAUUGGAAGCACAACUCAGUGUCUUCUGCAGUGGGUGGUAGUGAGGGCGAGCUAAGCAAUCAAAGUGGUGUUUCGAGCCUGUGCACCUCUUCCAGCAUGCCUGCCCCGAUCCAGCGUCUCGGCCCUCCGCCUCUCAUGCCCAUGGCUUCUCCUUUGACCAUGUUUGAUAUCGCGCCUUUUCAGUCAUCUUCUGAUAUUUCGAUGCAAGCUCGCUGGCCUCAUCUGCCUCCGCCACCGCUUCACUCUGUCCCCCUCUCCGUCCCACUACAACAGCAUCAGGUUGAUAGCGGGAUUCCUUCAAAUUUUCGCCAAAAUCUUCCGUCGGAAAAUCCUACGGGAAACAACAGCAAAUUCCAUGAGCCCCUCUCAUCAUCUUUAACUUCCUCUGAUAACAAUAAGGGCUUCCCGCUUCCAAACUCGACCCACUCGCACUUCGCAAAUGUGCUAAAUCUUGUACAACAACCAACUUCCAACAGUGCUACCAUUCAAACCCUAAGUCCGCCGAGUGGAAACAACAAUAAACUGCCAAACAUUUCUAAAACCUCUGCAAGGGCUACUAUAACUGCUAACCAAACUGGAGGCCCAUCCAACAAGCCUCACCAACAACCGAUGUCAUCGGGCCAACAAUACCUUCACCCAGUCGGGGGUACGUCCCAGAAAAUGGGUACCGGAGGUGAAUGGCACAGGCGGUCGGGAUUUCACGGAAGGAAUCAGAGCACAGGAGCCGAGAAGGGUUUCAGCGCGGGAAGGAUGAAGCAAAUAUAUGUCGCCAAGACAUCGACUAGCGGACCUGCAAAUCCAGCAUCGUAGAUGAAGGUCAGCAUCUUCGCCGAACAUCAAUGCUCAUCGCGACUCCUGCUUCUGAUCUGGGAUGUCGGGUUAUCGAGAGACAUGGGGUGAACAGCCUUAUUUGUUAGCCGUAAUCGUUGAUUUUUAUUUGUUCUUAUGUUUUUGCCGUGCUUUGUUGGCUGCAGCAUUCUCUUACUUCUGGAUUGCCAUUAAUAGCAAGAGAGAGAAAGAGAGAGAAAUGUGGAAUAGUUUUUUGUUAAUCAGGAUCGAAGUUUCUUUUGCUAGUGUUUGGGGGUGGGUGGCAUGGAAUUCACAUGGCAGUAUAUUCAUGCUUCAAUAUGUAUUGACACUCAUAAUUGUUGUAGUAGUACGUGUUGGUUUGAUAUGAGGAAUAAUAAUAAUUUUAUUUUCCAGGCUCCUUAGGAGCCGUGGAUUGCUGUAACAAAUCUAGAUGAGUGCUUAAUAAUUUUCGUCUA